Cynara cardunculus var. scolymus (artichoke) is the source of this 603-nucleotide messenger RNA. RefSeq lists its product as uncharacterized. The record is from RefSeq and is a predicted model, not a curated record. The transcript has a single exon. NCBI's taxonomy places the organism in Eukaryota, Viridiplantae, Streptophyta, Magnoliopsida, Asterales, Asteraceae. Bases 1 to 603 code for a protein of 200 amino acids.
AUGUGUGGGAUAUUGCUAGGCGACGGGAUUCUAUGUGGGUUCUCUACCUUAACGACGGUUCGUGAUCUUAUUAUAAGCUGGAAUGGUAAUUGGCCUGAUGAUUGGUGUCAACGGUUUGAUAUGCUUUAUAAUUCUCUGUUACCUUUAUUGACCUCUGUUCGUGAUAGAGUUCUAUGGGGGGACAAUUAUACUAUGUGUUCGGAUUUUACAGUGGGUAAUGCUUGGGCUUCCUUAGAGGGUAAUCAUCCUGUGAUCCCUUGGUCUAAAUUGGUAUGGUUCUCGGGUCAUAUUCCGAAGCAUGCAUUCUGUUUAUGGUUGGCUUGUCAGAGACGGCUUCCGACUCAAGACCGUUUACAUUGGAAGGAUGAACCACCAGAUUUGGAGUGUUUGCUUUGUGGUCAAUGUUUGGAUAGUCAUGAUCAUUUAUUCUUUCAAUGUUCGUAUGCUGGAGUUGUAUGGACUAGUGUUUUACAUAUGGUGGAUCUGUCGGGUAUGCCUUCAAGGUGGGAGCAGAUUGUACAAGUUAUUUCGGAUUCUAAUAGUUGUCCGAAAUUGUUAAAGCAGAAGCUUGCWGUGGCCGCUGCUGUUUACUAUAUUUGGUAG